UAACUCACUGAUCAUAUAUUGAUAGGGCUUCAGAGAUGUGGGAAGAGUUGUAGACUGAGGUGGACUAAUUAUCUGAGACCUGAUAUUAAGAGAGGGAAGUUCAGUUUACAGGAAGAACAAACCAUCAUUCAACUCCAUGCUCUCUUAGGCAACAGGUGGUCGGCCAUAGCAACUCACUUGCCCAAAAGAACAGACAACGAGAUCAAGAACUACUGGAACACUCACCUAAAAAAGAGGUUAGCCAAAAUGGGUAUUGACCCGGUGACCCACAAGCCCAAGAACGAUGCCCUCUUGUCCAGUGACGGUCAGUCCAAGAACGCCGCCAAUCUUAGCCACAUGGCCCAGUGGGAGAGCGCCCGGCUCGAAGCCGAAGCUAGGCUUGUCAGACAAUCAAAGCUCCUCUCCAACUCACUCCAACACCACCAGCUCGGAUCGCCGGCGCCGGAAUUCUCACCUGCCUCAACUCCGGUGAUCAAGUCGGCUGCGGAGCCAACUACGCCACCGCGGUGUCUUGACACACUAAAAGCUUGGAAUAGUGUGUGGACUAAGCCUGCUGACGGUGGACUCGGUGGUGACUCGGAGUCGCCGACGUCGACGCUUAGCUUCUCCGAAAAUGCUCCGCCGAUCUCCGGCGGUGGAAUCGGAGAGAGUUCGGCUGCGGCGUUUAUUGAGAUUGUAGGGAAUUCAGGUGGAAUGCUGAAAGAAGAAGGUGAUGAGGAUUGGAAAGGGGUUGAGAAUUCGACCCAUUUGCCGGAAUUGAUCAAAGAUGGGAUCGAGAAUUCGAUUUCGUUCAUGGAAGGUUCGUGGAGUCCGGAGUCGGUGAGGAAUGGUAAUAAUGAGAAUAUUCACAGUGGGAAUUUCAUGAAGAGAUUCACUGACUUGUUGCUAAAUAACUCCGGCGACCACGGGAGUUUCUUCGAGGGAGGCGGAGAGUCGGACAGUGGCGGCGGUGGAAGUGGGAGUGGGAGUGAUUAUUAUGAAGAUAACAAGAAUUACUGGAACAGUAUUCUUAAUUUGGUGAAUUCUUCACCCCCAAAUUCACCUAUGUUCUAAGCAUGUCAGACACAUAUAUAUAUAUAGUCUGAAAGUGAGUUGGUCCAUGUUCAUCAACCUAUCUCACACAGACUGAAAAGCUUCCCUUGUUAUUAAAACCAUUGUAGACUCUCUUUCUCUUUCUCUCUUAUAUGUGCAUUAUCAAUAGCUCUCAGUGUCAACUCGUCUGGUCAGUUGCACUAUUUCAUUCUUCUUUGUAUCCAGCAAACCCAAAUCGCUGGAAUAACUGUGUUAAAGUUCUACGUAUAUGUAACUCUUAAAUUUAAAAAAAAAAA
Molecule: messenger RNA, 1328 nt
Organism: Camellia sinensis
Lineage: Eukaryota; Viridiplantae; Streptophyta; Magnoliopsida; Ericales; Theaceae
Source: RefSeq, a predicted model, not a curated record